Molecule: messenger RNA, 414 nt
Organism: Diaporthe amygdali
Lineage: Eukaryota; Fungi; Ascomycota; Sordariomycetes; Diaporthales; Diaporthaceae
Exons: 2
Coding region: 1-414 (137 amino acids)
Source: RefSeq, a predicted model, not a curated record
AUGAGCCAGAUUAUAGGGAUCCAUGGUGGCCACUACCAAGCUCAACCGGCUGCCAAUUUUCAAACAAUUCUGAAGCAUCGCGUAGAGAUCGACAAGAGGCCUCCACGCAUUGUGCAAGCCAUGCGCCUUUCAGAUGUCGUCUGCAUCUCAACUGAGAGCCUUGUCGGAGGCUGUGGAGGGUUGCGCCUCGCGCAGGUCUCGUUCAAGGAAUUUCGGACGACAACAAAUGUGGCCUCACUGAUCGACAUCACCCAUACUAGUCCAAUGGCGGCAGGCUCAAUCGGAGCGAUGGUCCUGUUGGCCAAUGCUCACCCAUUCACGGGCAGCCUCAACCAUCAGCUAACCUCAUCAACCCGGCUGUAUCGUCUCCAGCGGCAGCACUGCAGGAGGCCGCCCAGCACCUUUCAGCUCUGA